This is a messenger RNA of Dicrocoelium dendriticum, 313 nucleotides long. The record is from the annotation of a GenBank genome assembly. Lineage: Eukaryota; Metazoa; Platyhelminthes; Trematoda; Plagiorchiida; Dicrocoeliidae.
GCAUCAACGGUUGACCCCGACCCGCCACUUUAUCCGGCCGAGCAAUUGUACGGUAUCGUAGGUACCAGCCUACGUCGCACCUAUGAUAUUCGAGAAGUAAUCGCCCGCUUAGUCGACGGGAGUCGAUUCACUGAAUUUAAAGCCAUGUUCGGCGAGACCUUAGUUUGUGGUUUUUCCCGUUUGUGGGGUUUUCCUGUUGGUAUCUUAGGCAAUAAUGGCGUAUUGUUUGGUGACUCGGCAGUCAAAGGCGCCCAUUUCAUCCAACUUUGUUGUCAGCGCAACAUUCCCUUAGUGUUCCUGCAAAACAUUACUG